CAUUGGUAAAAGCAAAAAGCCUCAAAAAUCAAAAUAUUUCUUGAAAAACAAGAUUGUUAAAUUCUUCAAUUUUAACAUGAAUACUCGAAAUUUAUUUCGUAUCUUAAGCAGGCCUGUGCUUAUAAAUAGUAUGUGUAAAAGGAAUAAAGGAUACAAGGUCGUAAAGCGUCCCGAUCCGAAGACGUUAAAAAUGCCUAACCUAGCCGAUGCGCCGAGUAUUAUGACGAUAAUUAAAGAAAAACUACGUUUAAACGGACCUCUUACUGUAGCUGAAUACAUGCACAUAGUAAUUACUAAUCCCACUGAAGGUUACUAUGAGAAAAAAGAUACAAUAGGUGAAAUAGGAGAUUUCAUAACUUCACCAGAAAUAAGCCAAUUGUUUGGUGAAAUGUUAGCAGUUUGGUUUUAUGCUGAAACACAGAAGAUGUGUCCGGGCAAACCUUUGCAGAUUGUUGAAUUGGGCCCAGGGAAAGGCACACUUAUGAUUGAUAUCUUGAGGGUACUGAACCGUUACGGUUAUAAAGGGGCGGACCUGAGCCUGCACCUCGUAGAAAUCUCAUCUGCAAUGCAAUUGGUACAAGCUAACAGACUGUGUGUAUCACAUAGUGAAACUGAUAUAGAGAGUCCACAUAACCGUGAGGGAGAAACAGUGAGUGGUAUUAAAGUGUACUGGUACAAUGAUCUGAAGAAAGUGCCUAACAACUUUUCUUGGUACAUUGCACAUGAAUUCUUUGAUGUUUUACCCAUUCAUAAAUUUCAAAAAACUGAAGAAGGUUGGCGUGAAAUCCUUAUAGACCUUGACGAGAGUGACAAACUACGCUAUCGAAUAUCAGCAAAUGAAACCCAAUCCACCAGGGUCCUUGUGAGGCCUCCUUUAGAUGCUGGGGAUAGGACAGAGCUUGAAAUAAGUCCAAGAAGCCUUGGCAUCGCCAGACAACUUGCAAACAGGGUUGAUCAGUUUGGUGGUUUGGCGUUGAUUGCUGAUUAUGGACAUUCUGGAGAAAAGGGGGAUACCUUUAGGGCUUUUCACAAGCAUAAAAUCGUGGAUCCACUAGAGAAUCCUGGUAUAUCAGAUCUGACGGCAGAUGUAGACUUCAGUCAGUUGAGAAUAGCUGCGUCCAUGACGCCUGGAGAGGAGAACUAUGCGCUGGUCGUUGGACCGGUCAACCAGAUGGACUUCUUAGCACGAUUACGAGCAGAUGCUCGACUGCAGAUGUUAGUGGACAACGCCAAGACGGAGAAUGACAAAGAAAAAAUUAAGGCUGCAUAUGAUAUGCUCGUGAACCCAAAGAAAAUGGGAGAAAGAUUCAAGUUUAUGGCGUUUUACCCUUCAGGAAUGGCACAAAUAUUAGAGAAAUAUCCUCCCUUAGGGUUUUUUGGCCCUAAGAUUGCCCUUGUUUGUUCCAGUGUGCCCCGGAGCGAGCUAGAGGUGGAGGUGGGGGACGACGCCAUGGAGGUGGACCCCGCCGCCGACAUGAUACCCGCUAGGUUCUCAUUACCGGCGCGGGCGGACGCCGUGGUGGAGCUAUGGCGCACCAAGUUGGCGGAGGGGGUGCUCUCGCCGGCACACUUUCAGGACCACUGGCGGGUCACUGUGCCGAGGAUAUACUCGCCACAACCCAACAGGACUUGCCUAGACUGGUCAUUUGACGAAGAGUCGGCAGCUAAGCUACUGAUCCAGCCACUAGAGCAGUUCGUAUGGGGUUCCGCGGAGAGUUGUCAGCCACCACCGCCGCGACGCUCCACGUUAUGUGGGAAGGUGUUCAAGCAGGGAGAGCCCGCUUAUAGCUGCAGAGAAUGUGGAAUGGACAACACAUGCGUGCUAUGCGUGGAAUGUUUCAAAGUCUCCGCGCAUAGACACCACAAAUACAAAAUGGGGCAGUCUGGCGGCGGCGGCUGCUGCGACUGUGGCGACACUGAGGCCUGGAAGCGGGAUCCCUUCUGCGAGCUGCAUGCUGGUCCAGACAACGAAGAGCAAGCGCAGGCCAGCAUCAGCCCAGAAGUGACAGAGCGGAUGAAGAUAGUAGCAUCUGUGUGCCUCUCCUACUGCUUCCGACUGCUCACGCUUGACCAUGCGCCUGGGCUGCCAAAUGACUUAAUAUUAAAAGACGCUGAAAGAGAUUUACUACAGAUACUAGACCAACCUGACUGUUACUGCACCGUACUGUACAAUGAUGAAACUCAUACUUUCGAGCAGGUGAUAACAACCCUGAUGAGGGUGAUAAAGUGCAGCAAGCGUGACUCCGUGGAGCUCGUGAGCCUCAUCGACCGCGAGGGCCGCGCCAUCGUCAAGUGCAACUCCUUCCAGCUCUGCGACAAGCUCAAGACUGACAUCGAGAUGUUCACAUCGCGGCACGGGCCGGCGCUCAAGGUGCUAGUGAUGCACGCGCACGUGGUAGCUCACCAGCUCUACGCUAUGAAGCUGCUCAAUUGGCUCCAAAACUUCGUAAGCCAAGAGCAAAGCCUGCGCUUAGCCGUCAGUCAAGUGGCUUUGGGCGAGGAGUCUGGCUUAGCUGGGUGGGCGUUGCCGGGCACCACCGGCGGUGUGGCCGCAGGGGUGAUGCAGAACGACUGUCACAUGUGGAAAGCUGCGCGGACGGCGUGGCAUCGUCUGUUGAUAGCCACAACCCUGAUGGAUUCAUCUACUAAGAGGACUAUGGCGAUAUUGUUUACGAAGAAUUAUGGAUCGAUUCUCAAGGACUUUAUCCGCGACGACCACGACCACUCGUUCUCGAUCUCAUCGCUAUCGGUGCAGCUGUACACAACGCCCACGCUGGCCCAUCACCUCAUCGCAAAGCACGACGCACUGUUUGUGGUCAUGAACACCUUCGUCAGCGAAUGCAAUCGACGCUGCAACUCCGAGGGUCGUCUGGAAUUCGACCGUAACCACGUAUCGAUGGCGUUCAAGCGUGCACAGUUCGUGCUUUACGAUGUGAAAUACCUAUUAGGCUCCGUGCCAACUACCUUCGACGACGAUCUGAGGAAGGGCUUCCUUCACGGACUGUCUCUGAUGCUGAACCUACUCGUCAUGAUGCAGGGAAUGGAUUCUGUUGUCCGACAGGUGGGUCAGCACAUGGAAUACGAGCCGGAGUGGGAGUCCGCGUUCAACCUGCACGUGAAAUUAGCUCAGAGUAUUACCCUGGCGUUGGAGUGGAGCAGCUCCGAGCGCGCGCUCUGCGCCUCGGCGUACCGCAUGGCGCUGCGGCGACACGCCGACACUUGCGGCAGGCACGCUAGCGAGCUGAGAGAGUUAGGCAACCAAAGCGCAUCGGUGAUCCCCUACGACGUGUCCACGGAACCCGUGUCGGUGCACCGGCCGCUGUCCAGGUUUAUUGCCGGCUUACACUUGCAGCUGCAUCGCCACGGCCUGUCCUACCACAGCAGGGAGUUCGAACGGCAGGACCGCCCGAAACCCACGCCCGAAGAACUUAUAGAGCCGGUCCUACGCACCAUGGCGAUGAUAGCGCAAGUGCACGCAGGCAUGUGGCGGCGCAACGGGUUCGCGCUGCUGAACCAGCUCUAUUUCUACCACAACGUCAAGUGCCGCACUGAGAUGUUCGAUCGGGACGUUGUUAUGCUGCAGAUUGGCGCUUCCCUCAUUGAAAGCAACGAGUUCAUAAUCCAUGUACUGAAUAAAUUCAAUUUGUUGGAGUGGGCAGCAGCUGACUUUGAACAGAAGUCGAUUGAAGACGACACCCUGAGGCACACCAUUAGCAUGGUUGAAGAGUUUUUGCGGCUUCUUAUUACAGUGGUGGGAUCCCGCUACGUGCCAGGCGUGGGCGAGGUGUGUAACGAAGAACGCACUAAGAAGGAGAUCAUACAGAUGCUCUGUGUCAAACCGAUGCCGCAUUCUGAACUCAACAGGUCCCUUCCGGAAGACCAACUUCACGAAACUGGCCUGGAAGCAGUAAUUCACGAGGUAGCAGACUUUGUCAAACCCUCCAGUGGGAACAAUCGCGGUGUAUACAAGCUGAAACCCCAUCUCUUUGAUGAAUAUGACACUUUCUUCUACCACUACACGAGGGAGGAACUUUCUAGAAGCGAGGAGGAACAGAGGAACAGGAGGAAAACUGCUGGUCUCCCAGAAUGCUGUCCGCCGCCGCCGCUGCCGAAGCUAGCGGCCCCUUUCCGACUGCUCGCCAACCUGCUGCAGUGUGACGCGGCCUUACACGUACUGCGGUGCGUUCUUGAGAGGGCACUGGACUUGCGGGCGAGAUCGUUUUCAGAACCGCAAGUACACAAAGCACUCCACCUAAUUGGCUACGCUCUUCGCGACGAAGAGAGUGGCCACUACGAGUUUCUGGCCUUCGCCGAGAGCGCAGCUCGUAGUGGACUGCUGACCUUAUUGCAGCGACUCUCUGUCAGCCCUCGGGUGGACGCGCACCGCGCCCUUGCCAAAUGGCUGUUGAAUAAGAUGCGAUCGUUGUUGGGUCAAGGCGAUGAACAUUUAGGAGACGGUGAAAACAUGGACACCGACCAGGAAGAAAAACCACCCGUGGACGAGACAGCCGAGGCGGAAAAGGCGCGUCGAGCCAAAUUAGCGGCGGAAAGGCGUGCCAAAGUAAUGGCCCAGAUGAAGAACCAAAUGAAUAAGUUCAUUGCCAACAACACCACGCUCUUCCAGGAAACCAAUUCGGAGGUGACAGAAGAAGAGGAAAAGCAGGAUUUGACGCCAUUGUACCGCGGCGCCGCGCUGGGCGUGUGGGGCGGCGGCGUGAGCGAGGCGCCGCGAGUCUGCAUCAUGUGUCAGGAACAGGCUCGAGUAGAAGCGAUGGCAGAGCCGAUGGUCCUAGUAGCGUUCGCACAAUGUUCCACCGUGCUAAACCGCCUCGGAGUGGGCGCGGGCGGCGCGGAGACGUGGCGCAGCGCCUGGUUGCCGGCCGGCCUGGGCGCGCAGCCGCACGUGUCGUGCUGCGGGCACGCGCUGCACGCCAAGUGCUGGAGGAAGUACGUCGAUGGCGUUAUGGACAAGGAGAAGCUGAGACCGUACAGAAUUCGUCAACCAACGGCCUUCGACGUGGAAAAGAAGGAAUACCUGUGCCCGUUAUGUGAGAGGCUGUGCAACACCGCGCUGCCCCUCCUGCCCGCGCCGGCCAUCCCGGCCCACCCCCCGCCUCCCCUCAGCGAGACCACCUACACUGACUCCGCAGAUCUCAUCAUACAGCUCAAACACCAGGUGUGCUCAGAAUCGAUCCACCUCUGCACGGAAUACUGCGAAGACAUGCUCUGUACGGCACGAGCUCGCUCCGUGGGAGCCAUGUCGUCGGACAUGGAGGACGAGUCCGCGGACGAAACUGAAGACUACGUGUCCACUCAUGCAGAGAAUCUAUUGUCCGCUGAGUUCCUUGCACACUUUGAUAAUGCGCUGCCCCAGUACAACGAUACUAUGAAAACACUUAUUGAGGACUUUGCCAAGAUGCUUCCCGGAAUUUGUUAUAUAACGGCAUCAGGAGGCAUGGUAUCAGUUGCCACGCUGUGCCGCGCGACUUCCUACACGAUACUCAGUACAAACGCUGUCUUACUCGCAGAAAAGAGACCUUUACUCGGCGAUUUACCGUCAAGGCACAGAGAUGCCUUACAAGCCUUGAUAAGACUAGCGGCAGUCAUACCCGCAGUAUGGCCGACGCCCAAACACGUUUCACACCAUGCUUUAAGUGCGCUCUGUACAUUAGGAAAAACAUCUCCUUUGACUCAUGAAACCUUUGGAACUUUAGUUGCCCUAGUACUUACAGUACCCUCAAUAUUCUGCAAGACUUCAGGACCUGCGCGAUCAACACAUUUAGCGAGACAGCUAACUUUAGAAGCUUUCAGAGCUACUUUAUCUAGAGCGUUAAUAGUAACUGAUGUUGCCUCAUGUACUGUUGAAGAUAUGGAAGGGGUAACCCAAGUUAAUCCUGACUUAGAAAACCUUUUAUCGUUGAUGAAGGACUUACGCAAAGGAAACCUUGAAAUUGGCAACUUGAAUCCAAAUGCAGCUUGGGAAUGUGUAAAGAAACAGUGUCUCAAUUUCUUGAGAUGUUGUUGUUUAUUCUUCCACUUCUUAAGCGAUAUCCAACCGUCGACAGAGCUUACGUUGGUUAACGGUGAUACGUGGGAAACGAUGUGUGCGUAUUUGGACAUGCCGCAUACGUUUAGAGAUUUAAUAGACAACUUGCUGGCCAAAAAGAAGGUGUUCGCGUGGUCUGAGUUGACAGAUUUUCGGUCGAGCGAGAUUUCACCGAAGAUUGUUCUGGAACCCAGUGAACCGCCCCGAUUAAUAACGCUGCCGGAAGACUUCUCGGAGCUGAUGAACGUGGUGUCGGAGUUUUCGUGCCCCAACUCCGAGCGUGAGGAUACCAAGAACCCGACCAUGUGUCUGGUGUGCGGGCAGAUCCUGUGCUCGCAGAGCUACUGCUGUCAGAGCGAAGUGCGCAAGUACGGACGCGGCGGCGGCGGCAUGGAGCUGGUGGGCGCGGUGGUGGCGCACGCGCUGCGCUGCGGCGCGGGCUCGGGCGUGUUCCUGCGCGUGCGCGAGUGCGAGCUGCUACUGAUGGCCGCGCCGUCCCGGGGCGCGUUGCUGCCCGCGCCCUAUCUCGACACGUAUGGCGAGACGGAUCAGGGUCUACGGCGCGGUAACCCACUCCACCUGUGCCCGGAGCGCUAUGAAACGCUACGCAUGAUCUGGCUCAGCCAUGGCAUAUACGAGCGGAUAGCGCGAGGACUGGACACCAACAUGCUGGUCACCACCACGUGGCAGAACAUGUGAGCACUGGGCUUGUUCCUGCAGACGCGCAAUACCCGAUGAUUAGUCGGACUUAAACACUCCAGUACGUGCGAACUAGGUUACGUUAACGUAUAUCGUACGUGCAAAUUAAAAAAGCAAGUGUUAGUAAAGUAUUUUGAAGUGUUAAUGCGUUUUUUUUGUUUUGCAAUACGUACGAAAGGCGAUAAUUGCUAUACUUAACACUUCGUGAUCGUACGCAUACGUACAAAUUUAACGUUAACACUAAUUUACACGGCGGAUAUUUUAAAAUUUGUAUUAUAUGUUGUUAUAGCGGUAAUAAAAUUACAUACAUAUGUGGGAUUUUAUUUUUUUGUACCAGAAAGUUGUAACAAUAAAGAGAAAAAGAAAUUUUAACUAUGUACCUGUUACAGUUAAUGAGGUACAGCCAGCUGGGCGCUGACAGACUGACGGACGGACAUCUGCGGCUUAGUUAUUACUAUUUAUAUUGUUGGAACCCUUUGAAUACGCAAUACUAAAAGGUGCGCGUACGUAAACGUUUUACUAUAACGGUUUUUUAAAGUUCGUAUUUCGAAGUGUUUUUGCAGAAGUCCGGUUGUUAAAGAAAAUCGGGGGUUUCUUGCGCGAAAUAUAACACGAUGAGAACGUGUUCUGAUCGUGCGUUAAUACGUUAACGUUAACGGACGUACAAAGUUAACGUACAUACGUAUUUAGCUAUUGUGAUCACUAGAUACCUCUAGGACGAGUUUUUAUAAUUAUCGAAAUUGGAUGUGGAUUUACUUCAUACAUUAUCGAAAACGAUCUGAAAUUAAGCGGAAUUUACAUUACGAUAUUAUUCACGACAUUAAUUUCACUAUCAGUUGCAUGUGUAAACGUUUAAUUUUUUACAUUUUUGACUU
This is a messenger RNA of Maniola jurtina (meadow brown), 7620 nucleotides long. It is a transcript of the gene Ubr1, whose product is annotated as E3 ubiquitin-protein ligase UBR1. The transcript is spliced from 37 exons. Gene Ontology annotation, cellular component: cytoplasm; ubiquitin ligase complex. The record is from RefSeq and is a predicted model, not a curated record. NCBI's taxonomy places the organism in Eukaryota, Metazoa, Arthropoda, Insecta, Lepidoptera, Nymphalidae. Gene Ontology annotation, biological process: protein ubiquitination; ubiquitin-dependent protein catabolic process via the N-end rule pathway. Gene Ontology annotation, molecular function: zinc ion binding; ubiquitin protein ligase activity. The coding region runs from base 77 to 6745 and encodes 2222 amino acids.